AUUAAAUGCAGUCAAAACAGUCGACGUCUUCUUAAACUUUCACAUAUACCUUACUGAGCUGUGUUUUAAGUUUUUUCUUGUAAAUUGUGCUCUGCUUGAUGCUAUGUAUGACAUCUGAAUAUAUUCUACAUUUUCGCAUUCGGCGCUGAUUGCCGCUUUCUCCCAUCAUCGCAACCUGCGCGCGAAAAAUUGCGCGGGGUUGGUUGGACUCAUCGCGCUGAUUACAUACGGCGUCGAAAUCAAUCAUGCACGCUUUUUUGAAAACGGCCAACCCAAACUUAACUCUUCCCAAGGAGAAAACUAAGGAACCCAAGCAGGUUCAGAAGAAACCAGUGCAUAUUCCGUGGGUGGAAAAAUACCGGCCGAAAACUGUAGACGAUGUGGCUCACCAAGAUGAGGUGGUUUCUGUCCUUAAAAAGUCGCUUCAGGGAGCCGAUCUUCCCAAUCUCCUGUUUUAUGGACCACCAGGAACAGGAAAGACAUCCACUAUACUUGCUCUUGCCAGAGAACUCUUUGGAGACAUGUAUAAGAGUCGCAUUUUGGAGCUAAAUGCAUCUGAUGAACGAGGCAUCCAAGUUGUCCGAGAUAAAAUCAAGACCUUUUCACAACUCACAGCAAGUGGUACAGGACAUGAUGGCAAACAGUGUCCACCAUUCAAGAUUGUGAUUCUAGAUGAAGCAGAUUCCAUGACCUCAAGCGCUCAGGCAGCAUUGCGUCGUACCAUGGAGAAAGAGACGAAGACGACUCGUUUUUGUCUCAUUUGCAACUAUAUAAGCAGAAUUAUAGACCCACUGACAUCGCGUUGCUCAAAGUUCCGUUUCAAGCCUUUGCCUAAGGAAGUUCUAAUAGGACGCCUCCGCAACAUAUGUACGGCUGAAGGAGUUCAAUGUGAUGAUCAGGUGCUGGACUUCCUUAUGGACGCUUGUGAAGGCGACAUGCGAAGAGCAAUCACCCUUUUCCAAAGUGUUUCUCGGCUUAAAUAUAACGAACCUGUAACUGCCCAAGAUGUGGCCGAAGUUGCUGGGAUCAUUCCAAAGCAGUGGGUCGAUGACGUGCUUACAAGCUGUGCAUCGAACUCGUACGAGAAGCUGAGUGCAACAGUUGAGGACCUUGUGCUCGAAGGCUUUGCAGCAUCGCAACUUUUUAGCCAGCUGCACGAUGCCAUUGUGUUGAGCAACAAGUACGAUGACAAACAGAAGUCGGCAAUAGCAGAGAAGCUUGCUAUAUGCGACCACAGACUGCUUGAAGGUGCCGACGAGUACCUCCAAAUUAUGGACCUAUGUGUCACAAUUAUGAACCAGCUUUGCAGUGUCCAGCAAUGAGUGUUUGUGUAACUGUCACACUAAAAAGAAGUGUGGUUGUGAAAAGUUUGCUUUGUUUCCAAAUCGUUUCUAAUAAAACGUACAAUUAAUUGAAGUACA
Rhipicephalus microplus (southern cattle tick) is the source of this 1421-nucleotide messenger RNA. Its product is annotated as replication factor C subunit 4. Gene Ontology annotation, biological process: DNA-templated DNA replication; DNA repair. Gene Ontology annotation, molecular function: ATP hydrolysis activity; ATP binding; DNA clamp loader activity. Gene Ontology annotation, cellular component: DNA replication factor C complex; nucleus. The record is from RefSeq and is a predicted model, not a curated record. NCBI's taxonomy places the organism in Eukaryota, Metazoa, Arthropoda, Arachnida, Ixodida, Ixodidae.